AUGCAGGCUUUGCUUCACCGACUACUUAUAAAAACAUCAAACGAUUUGAAUCAAGCACAACAAGAAUUAAAAUGGUUAACGAUUUAUGUAUUACAGCAAACUAAAAAUCCUAUUUUGAAUAAAUUAAACACUUCAAUAAUUUCUAUCAAUGAAAUUAUUAAAAAUUUAAAUGAUAAAGAAAAAUUACUUUUAAGUAAAUAUGUGAAUGAAAGGGUUGAUAAAUCCAAACCAUUACAGUAUAUACUAGGAACUCAACCAUUUUGUGAUUUGGAAAUAAUCACAAAACCGCCUGUAUUAAUUCCAAGAUGGGAAACUGAAGAAUGGACCAGUCGAUUGAUAGCUCUCUUGAAACCUCAUUUUUCAACAUCCACCACUAAAUCUCCUUUUAAAAUUAUUGAUAUUUGUACAGGAUCAGGUUGCAUAGCAUUGGCACUUUCAAAUGCACUUCCACAUAACUCAUGUUAUAUUAAUGGUGUGGAUAUUUCUAAUGAUGCACUUUCCCUUGCUAAUUUAAAUCUUUCAACAAUAAGUUCUUGUAAAAAAUUAAAUAAUCAUGUUGAAUUUUUUCAUCUUGAUAUCAUGAAGUCUACUGACGAACAAAUUCAUGAAUUUAUACGUAAGAACAAUGGAUAUGAUUUAGUUGUUUCUAAUCCACCUUAUAUUUCUCAUGAUGAAUAUUUAACAUUAGAUGAAGAUGUUAGAUUAUGGGAAGAUAAAUCGGCAUUAUUAGCUGAUGAGAAUGGUACAAUAUUUCAUAGUAGAAUCGCAUAUUUAACAACUAAAUAUUUGUUAAGAAAAAAUAGUCCUUUUAUUAAUGUUUGGAAAAAUAAGGUACCACAAUUGGUUAUUGAAAUUGGAGGUAGUCAUCAAAUAUUCAAGGUUGUCGAGCAAUUAAAAAGAAAUAAUUUUAAAUUUAUAGAUAUCUGGAAAGAUAGUGCUGGAAAAGAUCGUUGUAUUAUUGCCAGUCUAUAA
This is a messenger RNA of Cetraspora pellucida, 972 nucleotides long. NCBI's taxonomy places the organism in Eukaryota, Fungi, Glomeromycota, Glomeromycetes, Diversisporales, Gigasporaceae. The record is from the annotation of a GenBank genome assembly.